CCUUGAACCAAACGCAUACAUACAUACCUCUUAAACUCUAGAACCUUCUUCUCCGACGACCACCACCGAAAAAACCCUAACAAUGGCCGACGCAGCGGCCCUCGAAGAUCCGCUAUCCUCCCUACCAAUUCCACCUCUCAGUCCCUUCAUAUUCUCCGACGACCUCACCUUCCCCGAGGAUAUCCUCUCGUUCGACCUCGAUGACCUCGGUAUCACCUUCGACGAUCAACAUCAACAUCAUCCUUCAGAUGCCGAACAAUUAUUCAAUUCAACCGUUAAUCAAUCGAAUCCGUUUGAUCUGUCAUCUUCUGAUCCUCAUUUCUUCGAUUUUGUGCCUGAUCACGAAACCGUUGCUGCGAAUUCAGGUAAUAUGUUAGGAAAUCAUGAGUCGGAUGUUGUGAAAUCAGGUAAUUUGUUAGGAAAUCAAGGAUUUGAUGUUGCGGACUCAGGUAAUCUGUCAGGAAAUCAAGGAUACGAUGCUGCGAAAUCAGGCAAUUCGUCAGGAAGUCAGGAGUUUGACGUUGCGGAAUCAGGUAAUUUGUUAGGAAAUCACGGAUUGGAUAUUUCUAGAUUUGUUAACAUUCAGUCACCCGAUGAUUGCGGUAUAGGUUUUGUUGAGGAAAUUAUGAAUCCGGUGAGGAUUUCGGAGAAUUCACCUUCGGAAAUGAGGAAUGAGGAUCCUGUUUCGUCUCAGGGCUCUGGAACUUGUGGUUUUGCUGAAUCGGAAGCUGCUGUGAUUUGUACAUCAUCGGAUUCAGGAAAUUCGGUUGUGAAUAAUGUGAAGCGAGAAGCGAGAAGUAAUUUCAUCUUGAAGAGGAAGAACGAGAGUUUAGAUGUGAGUUCGGAGUGUAGAACAGUUAAGCAGCAACGGUCAAACGAAGGUUCUACAACAACCGAAAAUUUAAACGAAGUUAAUGAAGAGGAUGACAAGAAGAAAGCGAGGUUGAUUAGGAACCGAGAGAGCGCACAGCUUUCGAGACAGAGAAAGAAACAGUAUGUUGAGGAGUUAGAGGAUAAAGUGAGAGCAAUGCAUGCAACGAUACAGGAUUUGAAUGCUAGAAUUAGUUACAUUGCAGCAGAGAAUGCAACGUUGAAGCAACAAAUGGUUACUAGUGGUGGUGGUGUGUGUUCACAUCCUGUAAUGUACCCACCACACCCUGCAAUGGCGCCAAUGGGAUAUCCAUGGAUGCCAUAUCCACCUUAUCCUGUCAAAUCACACGGUUCUGAAGUUCCAUUACUCCCAAUUCCACGGUUGAAGACUCAACAGCCUGCAUCUUCGCGGAAAACGAAAACAGAUGUUAAGAAAACUGAAGGUACAUCUAAGACCAAAACAAAAACCAAAAAAGUAGCUAGUAUUAGCUUUCUUGGAUUGUUGCUAUUUAUUGUGCUUUUUGGUGGGUUGGUUCCUAUUAUGAAUGUGAAAUUUGGUGGAGUAAAAGUAAAUGAUGGUGGUUAUCUUGUUAAGCCUCUUAAUGAUUAUAAGUCUUACAAUCAACACCAUGGGAGGGUGUUGACGGGUGAUGAACAUGUCAAUGGAACUAAUCAUAACGCUAGUGAGCCUCUUGUCGCAUCUCUUUAUGUACCGAGGAAUGAUAAGCUUGUAAAAAUCGAUGGUAAUUUGAUAAUAUCUUCGGUUCUAGCAAGUGAGAAAGCUAUGGCAUCUAGGGAAGAACAAGAAACAACUCUAGAUUUGGUCCCUGCAAUCCCCAUUCCGACGGUAAAAAGGAAUGAUGGAAGACAGCCUUAUACGUAUAGGACUGCAAGUGAUCAUCAAAGAGCUCUUCCAUCAAAUGAGGAGAAUUUGCAGCCAAAACAUGCUGAUGGUAAACCGCAACAAUGGUUUCGCGAAGGUCUUUCUGGACUGAUGUUGAGUUCAGGCAUGUGCACUGAAGUAUUUCAGUUUGAUGCAUCUGUGGCUGGAGCUUCAGGAGCCAUAGUCCCCGCCACGUCACUAGUCAACAUCACUGCCACCCCAAACCGCCACAAUACAACCUCCAUCACCACCGUGAAGAACAGAAGAAUCCUCCAUGGUCUUCCAAUACCCCUUUCGGAUUCCACCACCAACAUCACCAAAGAACAAGUAGCGGGUCAUGACUCAAAGCACGAGGACCACCUAAAAAACAAGUCAGUUUCAUCAAUGGUGGUUUCCGUGCUGGUUGACCCUAGGGAGGCCGGAGAUGGCAGUGAUCUUGACGGCAUGAUGGGUGGUGGUGGUGGUGGUAAAGGUACUUCAUUUUCAAGAAUAUUUGUGGUGGUUCUAUUAGAUAGUGUGAAGUAUGUUACCUACUCUUGCAUGCUUCCUUUAAAAGGAGCUAGUCAUCUAGUAGCAGCUUAAUAAAGUUAAUUUUGUAGAUAUUAUAUAGUAGUCAUAUAGGAAGAAUUCAUUCAUUGUACUUUUGAAUCUAAUUUUGUUCUUUGUGGUCUAGAUGUAGAUAUGACAUUUGAAACUGUUUAUAUAUAUCAUCUAAUUAUCUA
Helianthus annuus (common sunflower) is the source of this 2475-nucleotide messenger RNA. RefSeq names its product bZIP transcription factor 17. The transcript is spliced from 3 exons. The record is from RefSeq and is a predicted model, not a curated record. Gene Ontology annotation, molecular function: DNA-binding transcription factor activity. The coding region runs from base 83 to 2335 and encodes 750 amino acids. Lineage: Eukaryota; Viridiplantae; Streptophyta; Magnoliopsida; Asterales; Asteraceae. Gene Ontology annotation, cellular component: endoplasmic reticulum membrane; nucleus.